CGCUUCCGUGACGCAACCCACGGCGCGGGGGAAGAUGGCGGCCCUGGUAAAGGGCUGGAGGUGGGCCACGCGGCCGUUGCUGUGGGUGGUCCAAACCUGGGACCUCGACGGGCGGCGCUGGGUCCGGGCGCUGCGGCGUAGCCCGGUGAGGGUGGUGUUUCCAUCCGGACAGGUCGUGGAACGGAAGCCCGGUCCUGGGAAGCAGCCCCAGAGGGCUGCGGCUGAGGCCAGUCCCUACGAGCAGCGACCAAAGCAGCCGCUUCAGGUGUCCCGAUCCCAGACGCCCUGCACCUGGGAAGAGUCGGGGCUUCGCUAUGAUAAGGCUUUACCCGGGGACAGAAGGCUGAGCAGUGUAAUGACAAUAGUUAAGUCCAGGCCAUUUCGGGAAAAGCAAGGAAAGAUCCUGCUGGAAGGUCGCAGGCUGAUUGCAGAUGCUCUCAAGGCUGGUGCUGUGCCCAAAGUUUUCUUCUUUAGCCGUCUGGAAUACAUAAAGGAGCUACCCAUUGAUAAGCUGAAAGGUGUCAGCCUCAUUAAGGUGAAAUUUGAGGAUAUCAAGGAUUGGUCCGACCUAGUAACACCACAAGGAAUAAUGGGGAUUUUUGCCAAACCUGACCAUGUUAAGAUGACAUACCCAGAGACUCAGCUUCGCCACUUGCUGCCCUUAUUGUUGAUUUGUGACAAUCUCCGUGACCCUGGGAACCUGGGGACGAUUCUGAGAUCUGCUGCUGGGGCUGGCUGCAGCAAAGUAUUACUCACCAAAGGCUGUGUGGAUGCCUGGGAGCCCAAAGUGCUACGGGCAGCGAUGGGUGCACACUUCCAGGUGCCCAUCAUCAAUAAUCUGGACUGGGAAACCUUGCCCAACUACCUGCCCACAAACACCCGGGUCUACGUGGCUGACAACUGUGGCCUUCAUGCCCAGGCCCAGCUGUCUAAUAAAGCCAGUGACCAUGGCUGGGUAUGUGAGCGACGACUUUCAAGGCUGCACAAGUAUGAGGAGGAGGUGGAGGAGGAGGAAGAUGAUCUAGAACCUGGAGCCGGUAAAGCCUGGCUCCCUGAACUUGAGGUCCAGAGCUAUGACUUGGACUGGACAGAGGCACCAGCAGCUGUGGUGAUAGGUGGGGAGACCCACGGCUUGAGCCUGGAGUCCCUGCAGUUGGCCGAGAGCACCAGGGGCAAGCGGCUGCUAAUCCCUGUCGUGCCUGGUGUGGACAGCCUGAACUCGGCUAUGGCUGCAAGCAUUCUGCUUUUUGAAGGGAAGAGACAACUGCGUGUGAAGGCAGAACACUCGAGCAGGAACAGGAGUUAACCACUGAGAGGGAACCUGGAAGUCAGUCCUUGAUUUAAGGGGGUCCCAGACCCUCCUGCAUUGUUAGGAGAUAGGCAGAGGCAGUAACUUGUGGCUUCCCAGGCCACAUCCAGGAGGCAGGCGGUGGGCAAGGUGCUAUUAUAUGGUUACUGGAAAAAUAAGAAUCUCCACGGGUCUUUGCUUAUCCUCAAGAACAACAAGGGUGAGAAUUCUUCCUGAGCUAUCCCUCUGCUCCCUAACAAAACUUCCUCUUGAGAGAACCCAGAGAUCGAGCAUGACUUGUGUCCCAACUGGUGGCAGCGUGGGAUUGCUUUGAUACAUUUGAGGGGAGCGGUUUUUUUGCAGGAACAGUCCCAGGCGGACGGCCUGGACUCACUGCUAUGGGGCCCUAUGUGAUCUAGUUGGCCCAGGACCUCAUGCAGAUGUUCCAUGCCGAUGGCCCGCACAUUGUUCUUGAGCCCCUCCAUGCCCUGUCAGCUUUUAGAAAGUUGGAGAACCCAUAGCCUUUGUGGUGUGCUGAGCCCACCAAGACUGGGGCCUGGCCCUCUAGCUUCACAGAGCCGUACUGCCAGGCCCACCAGCAGGCUGAAUCUGGGAGGCAGCAUGGGGACCUCUACCACUGGAGUCUGUCGACAUUUGUUCUCAACACCUUAGAAAAGUACUAAGAAAGCGGAGGUCACGAACAGAAGUUCAUGCCUUUCCAGCAUGAAACCGGUCUCCUGCAGCUUUGUCCUGGAUUAUUUGUUCCUGCUGAUUCUUGUUACAAAAUAAAGAUCAAUGAAAGAGCAACAAAC
This is a messenger RNA of Mustela erminea (ermine), 2100 nucleotides long. RefSeq names its product mitochondrial rRNA methyltransferase 3 (gene MRM3). Lineage: Eukaryota; Metazoa; Chordata; Mammalia; Carnivora; Mustelidae. The transcript has 4 exons. Gene Ontology annotation, molecular function: RNA binding; RNA methyltransferase activity. Bases 35 to 1306 code for a protein of 423 amino acids. The record is from RefSeq and is a predicted model, not a curated record. Gene Ontology annotation, biological process: RNA processing.